AUGCAGCUCAAGAACAUUGUCCUCGCCGCCUCGGUCAGCGCCGCUGUCUCUGCCGCCCCCUCUACCGAGUCCAACAAGACCUUCGGUGUUAUCGCCAUUCACUCUGGUAGCGGUGUCCAAAACGCUGCAUUUGAUGCCUCCCAGAGCAGCAUCUUUGCUGGUCUGGCCAAUCCCGGCGCCAGCUGCGCCCGUCCCAAGGAGCAGGACGCCACUUUCUAUAUCAACGACGGCGCCCUUUACCUCUAUGACAAAUCUGCCACUCCUCAAGAGAUCUAUGUUGACGCCUCCGGCAUGGGUCAAGGCAAGAUCGGAUACACCACCGGUGCUCAGCCCGCUCCCAAGAACUCCCAGCGCAAGGGAUGGGCAGUGAAGGACGGCCACCUCCAAUUCUCUGGCAAGGACUUGAUCGCUUGCCCCAACAGCAUUGAUGGUGCCUGGAGCAUCUGGGCCUCUGCUGGUAUUGAUAACCCUGCUGGCAACGAGAACUGUGUUAGCAUUGCCGCUCGUGUUAUGGAGACAUCCAACCCCAACGGCUGCAAGUACACCUCGUAA
Penicillium canescens is the source of this 552-nucleotide messenger RNA. It is a transcript of the gene aspf34, whose product is annotated as cell wall protein PhiA. NCBI's taxonomy places the organism in Eukaryota, Fungi, Ascomycota, Eurotiomycetes, Eurotiales, Aspergillaceae. The transcript has 2 exons. The record is from RefSeq and is a predicted model, not a curated record. Bases 1 to 552 code for a protein of 183 amino acids.